UGGCGACGAUGUCCACGGGCGACGACACCGAGCGCUUCCUCGACAUGGCAAAGUCCCUCGGACUUGUCGAGGAGACGUCGUCAGGGCUGGCAUGCCCAGCGGCACUGCUUGAUAGCAAAGACGCGAUGGCGGAGAAAGUCAUGCAGCUGUCUGUCCAAUAUCGCUUCCAAUUGCGCCAGCGUCAUGUGGCGGACACUGUCAGCUACUCGUGCAAGUCGUUCCCGGAAUGCCCAUUCUUCGUGCGUGGCCGAGUACUCCAGUCGGGUCAAGUCAAGCUUAUCAAGUCGGAUUUCACGCACAACCACGCGUUGGGAGUCCAGAACCUGCCACGCAACUCGAGGAACUCGCUGCUGAACUCCCGAACUCUGGCACAGAGCGUCCUAAAUGCAGGCAUCGACUACGUAAACGCCUCGGCAUCGGACCUUCAACAGCACAUCAAGGCGGUGUUUGGCACCGACGUGUCGACUUCCCGCGUGUAUAAACUCAAGAAGGUUCUCGAGAGCGGCGUCAUGGGGAACGACGUAAACCAGUUUGUCAAGAUGUCGAGCGGCCCGCCCAUGAAGCGCAAGUUGAGCGAUGAAGACGAGUCGGAAGACGACGACGACGACGACGACGAUUAUCGACCGUUGCCGACGGACGUCGAGCGGGAGAAGGACAUGUUGAAGCGUCAGGAUCGCGAACAUCGAUGGGAAAUGGAACGGAGGCGCAUGCGCAUGCACGAAAUCACAAACAUGCGUCUGGAAAGCGAGGCCAAAGUGACCCGCCGAAUCCUUGAACUGCAGGCACAAGUGGCCGAGAUCCAGGCCAAAGUGGCCCACGCAAGGGCCCGUCACGAGCUGGUUCAAGUUGGCAUCGCACCGGACCAAGUUCAUAUGUUGCUGUAGCGAGAAAAAUGCCGUAGGAUAUCUAUGCGAAUUGUGUGGCGUCUUUGGGGCAGUCUGUCGAGGCCACGACGUGGCUGGAAGUUUCCAAUGCCACGGCGGUCAUGCU
Messenger RNA from Aphanomyces invadans, 990 nucleotides. RefSeq lists its product as hypothetical. The record is from RefSeq and is a predicted model, not a curated record. The transcript is spliced from 2 exons. Bases 9 to 884 code for a protein of 291 amino acids. NCBI's taxonomy places the organism in Eukaryota, Oomycota, Saprolegniomycetes, Saprolegniales, Verrucalvaceae.